AUGCCACCCUUUGAACUUCAACAAGAGGUACUGCCACUUCAGUUGCCAAUCCAACCCUUGAAUAUUUCACGACGUCGCACCUCCCGCACUGUGUCUCGAUCAGAUGCUUUAGCUGCCGUCGCCAAUAGUAUUGCUAUCAAUCCCACGACAAGUAGAGAUGGGUUUGUCAUUGGCAAUGAAAUAGACCCGAAAUAUAUCAACAAUAACGCCUCAAGCACAUUAUCGUCACCAACUACAAGCUAUGGUCCUGAAUCUACAGCGGUAGCAACAUCGGUCGUAGACUCCAAAGAUGCUUAUAUCUCUCCAUUAGCUUGGCUCUCACGAGUGAUCACAAAGGCUGGCCAAGAUGAACGGCUCCAUUAUCAUUCUAAUGGUCAACAUCAUCACCACCAUCAUCAUCACUGUCAUCACCGGAGUCAUGUCAUUGAGAAGGAGGCAACAAAUUUACCACUCAAGAGGCAACUUUUCACCAAGGCCACUGUUGUUACUUUGGAGAAGAAAUACGCAACUGUCCACUGGGCUGCUGAAUUUUAUUGUACUAUUAGUUCGCCGUUCUUUGCACUACCUGUUCUUUUGUACUUGGACCCCGCUUUUCGAUGGUCUGCACCAGAUAUCCAUGCCACUCAUUUUGCCAUCUUCCUUGCUGUUGUAACUGCACUCACGUCGACAUUAUACCAUGCUACCCUCUAUAAGCUUUUUUCUUCGCUCGACGCUUGCUUUGCGACUAUCAUGUUCUAUACCAACACUAUCUCUUUACUCCGAUCCUUACCUGACCCUUAUGCUUUGAUGCUUCCAGACCUCAUCUCAACAAUCGUUCAUUGGUAUUGGACUCCAUAUAUCAUGAGUACAUGUAUGGUCACACUAUUUCUCUUUUCAUGGAGAAGAACCGCCAUGCUAUCGUUGCUUCUCAUGAUCCUCAUGAUCCCAGCUUCCGUCUGGGGAUUUGUUGCACAUGAAUCAUGGGCAGGGCUGGCUUUUGGAUUGGUGGGCCUCUCCAUGUUUGCUGCUGAUCGACUCCGUUUGUUCUGUGGCCAUUCCUAUUGGCACCUUGCUGGUGGCUUGAGUCUGUGGUAUGGCAUUUCAAGCAGCGCUCUCUCGCCAAAAUGA
Molecule: messenger RNA, 1107 nt
Organism: Lobosporangium transversale
Lineage: Eukaryota; Fungi; Mortierellomycota; Mortierellomycetes; Mortierellales; Mortierellaceae
Exons: 2
Coding region: 1-1107 (368 amino acids)
Source: RefSeq, a predicted model, not a curated record